Molecule: messenger RNA, 1210 nt
Organism: Anopheles cruzii
Lineage: Eukaryota; Metazoa; Arthropoda; Insecta; Diptera; Culicidae
Product: pseudouridylate synthase TRUB2, mitochondrial
Exons: 4
Coding region: 74-1018 (314 amino acids)
Biological process (GO): pseudouridine synthesis; RNA processing
Molecular function (GO): pseudouridine synthase activity; RNA binding
Source: RefSeq, a predicted model, not a curated record
AUAAUUUCCGCCUGAUAAUAAUUUCAAACAUUGAUUACUACAGAGUAAAGCUGGCCAAUCCUUUCGUUAUCCGAUGGCUUUGAAAUUGGUCAAAGACGCCCCAACAGUGUGGAACUUUUUACAUGGUGUUAUCAAUCUCUACAAGCCGGCAGGAGUGACGACCCACCAAGUCCGGAACACUGUUAUUAACAACCUAUGUCGAGAACUGAAUCAACUUGACGUGCGUCCUGCUCUUCAGCGAAUAGCUAUUGAAGACGGUUUCAAAUCUCAAUUGGUGGUCCGAAAAGUGGAAGAUCUUUCGGACAACGUUCUUGUGGCUGGACCCCGAUAUCACCCAGAGGAUUUAAAGUGUAGAUUUUGCGCAAACCAUGGCAAAUUCACGAGUGGUGUGACAAUCCUUGGGAUCAACAAAGGCACGAACCUUGCUUUCCAGUUACAGCAAAAUCGUGCCUUACGUGUGUACUUGGUGACUGGAUUUUUGGGGAAAGCAACUGAAACGCACUUUGACGAAUCGAGGGUUACCGCACGUGCCACUGUGAAGCAUAUAGGAUCGGAAAAAAUCGGUCGUUUACUGGCAUCAAUACAAGCAUCUCAUCAGAGAAAGAUGUUUGAACUAAGCGGAAUCGACAUACAAUCACAAGCCGCAUACGAACUGGCAUGUAAAGGUACCAUUCGACCGGCCGAUAACAGACAACCCAUGAUCUACGGCAUUCGGUUAACGGAGUACAGGAAGCCUUUCUUCACAAUGGAAAUUCAUGCGAUCAACGAAACGGAAGCUUAUAUUGGCGAACUGGUACACGAAAUCGGAAUCAAUUUGAAAUCAUGUGCGCAUUGUGUUAGUAUACGAUGUAUACGGCACGGGCAUUUCUUGCUAGAAAAUUCGUUGUUGAGAAAAGACUGGAACCUGCAAACUAUUCUCAGCGGAAUGGCGCACACGAACAAGCUCGUCAGACAAUAUCCAGAAAUGCUGGCGCAGGAAAGUUCGGCUCUACAAGGUAUCGACAUGGAGGAGGAAUAACCCAUCUAGUAAUAUCAAUAAAUCAAGCGCCAGGCACUUUCCUUGGACUUAAGGCGACGCAAAAUGAUCAUGAAUCGAGAAAAUUAAGUUGUUGACAAGACUGUAACAAGAAGCAAGACUAGUGGGCGAAGGCUAGCUUUUAUUGCUUGCUUUGUUGUCUGAAGGUAGGUCACACAGAAUGCCUUUCUGUGA